AUGUCCGCAGCACUCAUCUUUGGCGGGUCCGGAAAGGAGUCUCAGAUCCCCGAGCUCGAAGCACUUGGAUCCAAGCCCAUUGUGCAAAGCAUUGAAGAUUCCAGUGUCGACGACCUCACAGCGACUAUCAAGAAACACAGUCCUAAUGUGGUCAUCUGGAGUGCAGGAGCUGGAGGCGGCAGUCCUGAGCGCACAAAGGCUGUAGACCAUGAAGGUGCUGUCAAGGUCUUUGAUGCCACGGCUGCUGCAGGGGUAAAGCGAAUUAUCAUCGUCAGUGCAGUAGACAUCCGCGAUCGUGGCAACAAGCCAACUCCAGAAUGCAAGCGAAUGUGGGAUGUAAUUGGUGUCUACUGUCAGGCAAAGCUUGACGCUGAUCGCGACUUGGUCACCCAAAACGACCGCCGCAAGCUGGACUACACGAUCGUCCGUCCGGGAUCACUCAACACGGAAAAGGGUUCUGGCAAGGCUGCAGCUGGUAAAGUGCACUUGGGCAAGAGCGUCUCCCGAGAGGAUGUUGCCGAGGUCAUUGUGCAAUGCAUCGAGAACCCGUCUACCAUCGGUCUGGCAUUCGAUGUUGUUGGUGGUGAAACCCCAAUCCCUCAAGCUGUGGACGAAGUCGGCAGCAAGAAGAUCGAUACCUUCGAAGGACGCUACUAA
This is a messenger RNA of Aureobasidium vineae, 657 nucleotides long. The record is from the annotation of a GenBank genome assembly. NCBI's taxonomy places the organism in Eukaryota, Fungi, Ascomycota, Dothideomycetes, Dothideales, Saccotheciaceae.